Messenger RNA from Wyeomyia smithii (pitcher-plant mosquito), 1978 nucleotides. It is a transcript of the gene SiaT, whose product is annotated as beta-galactoside alpha-2,6-sialyltransferase 2. The transcript has 6 exons. The coding region runs from base 425 to 1636 and encodes 403 amino acids. NCBI's taxonomy places the organism in Eukaryota, Metazoa, Arthropoda, Insecta, Diptera, Culicidae. The record is from RefSeq and is a predicted model, not a curated record. Gene Ontology annotation, molecular function: sialyltransferase activity.
CUUUCCACAACCAUGGCAACCAAAUUCCCUCUCAAUCUAACACAGCGACAUGUGAUGACAGACGGUUCGUUUUUUCUGCUAUGUACUCAGGAAUAUUUUGCUGUCAAACUCAGUCAAUCAUUAGAUAAAGAAUUUUGGGACCCUUCACAAGCUGACAAACUUCAAUAAGUUUCCGAAAAGAAAAAUAUAUAUUUGGUUUCAUUAGCUAUAAAAAAGUGAUUGAAGAGUGAAAUUGAAAACGGAAAUAAGUGCUUUGCCAUGCAAUUAUUGACGAUACUUUUCAGUGAUUUUGCUCUGGAGGAACAAAAUUGAUGUGCAACAGGAUGGCAUUUUCCUCUAGAGGAUUUCAUGUUUAAUAGGUGUACGGUACGCAGCCUCGUUUUUCUAUAACAAUAACGCUUCAUCGCUCCGCUCAUAACAAAAGAUGAAGUGGAUCAAUUUCUUCCUCAACUUUCUCAUAGUGCUAGGAAUGCUCUUCACCUGCACCUAUACUUUAUGUAGAAAAGAACAUCUGCACAAAGCGAAGCGAAGUGUUUUCUAUGUUAAACUCAACUCCAGUGAAAGACAAUUGAAGGAGAGCGUGGAAAAACCUUCGAUAACGACCAACGAACAAGAUGCUCCUCGUACCCGGCCGUAUUUUAGUAUCCCCAAAAAAGCGAGCGUUGCGUUCGACCCGUCAAAGUAUAUCUGCACUGAGUCUAACUCCACCGAAUGUGCCAAUAAGACGCAAAUAUUCAAGGCGAAAAUAAUUUCUGAAUUCAAAAAGGUGCUGAAAGAAUCGUUCGAAGAGAACAAUUAUUACCAAGUGCAGUAUGAACGAACGAAAGGACCCGAAAGCGAACUUUGCCGUUUAAAAGAAGCAACGGUUAGGACCAUUACCUGGAGGGAUCCACCAUUCGAUUGGAAUGAGCUUGGAAGCUACAUUCCGGUGCAGCCAUUGUUUAGCCAGAAAAAUGCCUCUUGUGCAGUGAUUGCCAGUGCUGGAUCACUGAAAGGUUCCGGACUCGGCAGUUUCAUCGAUCAGCAUGAUAUUGUGAUGCGCUUCAACCAUGCACCCACAAAAAAGUUCGAGAAAGAUGUCGGAACGAAGACCACCGUGCGGGUCGUGAACUCCCAAGUGGUGACUAAGCCGGAGUUCAAACUGUUGACAGCCAAACUGUUUCGUAAUAUUUCAAUAGCCGCGUGGGAUCCGGGGAAAUUCAACCAAAGACUUAGGGAUUGGAUAAAAGAACCCGAUUUUAAUCUGUUUGAAAAUUUUAAAAAAUUUCACGACAAAUAUCCAGGGGCAAAUUUUCAUUUGAUUGACCCGCGAAGUAUUUGGCGAGCAUGGACAGCACUGCAAGAUAAAACGGAGGUUAAAAUAAUGCAAAACCCUCCAACGUCAGGUUUUAUCGGACUUGGACUUCUUAUACCCGUUUGUCGUUAUGUGGAUAUGAUUGAGUAUAUCCCCAGUAGUAGAAUGAACGGACUUUGCCAUUAUUAUGAUUCAGAGAUCAAUUCCGUGUGCACUUUCGGCUCGUGGCAUCCACUUGCGGCAGAGAAAUUAUACGUUCUGCGCAUGAACUCAGCUAGUGAUUUUAAUACGUUUCAGCAGGGAAUUGUACGCAUGAAGCUAACGGGUGAUGAUGAGUGUUAAAUUCUGACAUAAACUGUACAAAGACCGUCUGGCACUUUAGCCUAGGAUGAUAGGUAUAUGAUCAAGUAAUCGAUACGUUAGAAUGCCAAGGAUAAGCGUGAUUUCCUUCUAAAUGCAACUGCCCGCGCUCGAGUCAGUGUGUUUGUGUUCGAUUCGAAUGCGAUAAAUUAUAGCAUUAUAGAUAAAGCUCAAAGAGCAAAUAGUUGUGUUCGUCAGCGAGUUUAUUAAAUAUGAAUGUUCAAAACUGUAAGUUUCAUAUGACAACAAUAUAUACAUAAAAAAAAUCAUUAUAAAACAUAGACAAUGACAAUAAAUUUACAAUGAGUAAGAAAUCGAAAAGUU